Molecule: messenger RNA, 774 nt
Organism: Dentiscutata heterogama
Lineage: Eukaryota; Fungi; Glomeromycota; Glomeromycetes; Diversisporales; Gigasporaceae
Source: the annotation of a GenBank genome assembly
AUGGGAUGUAAAAUUAGCAAAAAUAAUCAAUCUAACGGAGUAAAUUCAGCAAGUGAUAAUUUAUCUAAAGAGAAUACUUCUAAAUUCGUAGAUGGUAGAAAAUAUCAACAAGCUGAUAGAUUAGAUUUGCAACAUUACAUACAAAAAAAUAUUUGGCAAAAUAACUUUUUCGCUCCAGUUGGGCAUCUUCCUGAACAAGAAGGUACAAAGGUUCUUGACGUAGGGACAGGCGCAGGUUCUUGGUUAUUCGAAAUGGCAGCUGAUUAUCCGAAAGCAAAAUUUAUUGGAAUUGACAUUUCACUAAUUGACUCAUUUCAAACUAAACCUAGUAAUGCUGAGAUUAUUAAAGGAAACGUAUUAGAACGUUUACCAUUUGAUGACAAUACGUAUGAUUAUGUAUUUCAACGAAUAUUGUAUGUUGGAAUUCCUGAAAAUAAAUGGCCAUCUGUGAUUAAUGAGCUUAUCCGUGUGCUAAAACCUGAUGGUUAUUUAGAGUUGUUAGAACCUGACUUUAAACCUAAUAAUAUGGGACCUGCAACUACAAAGAUUACUGAUGCUAAUAAUUCAUUUGAACGUGGCUUGGACUCAAAUAUAUGUUACAAAUUGCAAAAUUAUUUGGAAGAAAAUAAACAACUUUAUGAUGUUCACUGUGAGAUAAAAAAAGAACUUGAUGCAGAAAAUGAAGAAGAAUUGCGUAAAUUGUCAUCUGAAAAUUUCACUACUGCCGUGAUGACUUUAAAACCUAAACUUGCAAGUAUAAUGAAUGGAAUAUGA